This is a messenger RNA of Polyodon spathula (Mississippi paddlefish), 1544 nucleotides long. It is a transcript of the gene nucb1, whose product is annotated as nucleobindin 1. Gene Ontology annotation, cellular component: endoplasmic reticulum-Golgi intermediate compartment; extracellular exosome. Bases 137 to 1522 code for a protein of 461 amino acids. The record is from RefSeq and is a predicted model, not a curated record. The transcript is spliced from 13 exons. Lineage: Eukaryota; Metazoa; Chordata; Actinopteri; Acipenseriformes; Polyodontidae. Gene Ontology annotation, molecular function: calcium ion binding.
UCUCCGGUGACGUCAGGGCGGACCUUGAACUGGUUCCGGGAAGCUGAGACAAGCGGGUAUCCGGAGGAAAAAAAAAAUCGUGUAAACAACUGAUUACAAACAAACAAACAAACAAACAAACAACUACAUCAGCAGAAUGACCGUUUCUCGCUUCGUUCAGUACUCGGCCCUCCUGGCUUUGGCCUGGUCGGUCCCGAUUGACCGGAACACGAGACCCCCGUCCUCCAAGGAAAACAAACCAGCCGAGGAGCAACCAGAGAACCAGGACACUGGUUUGUAUUAUGAUCGUUAUCUAAGGGAGGUCAUCGAUGUCCUGGAGACAGACCCUCACUUUCGGGAGAAGCUGCAGGCCGCCAACGCUGACGACAUCAAGAGUGGGAAGCUCAGUAAAGAGCUGGAUUUCGUGGGACAUCACGUUCGCUCCAAGCUGGACGAGCUGAAGAGACAGGAAGUGUCCCGUCUGCGCAUGCUCAUCAAGGCUAAGAUGGACGCCACCGCCCACCAGAAUGUCCAGAUGGAUCAUGCUGCUCUCCUCAAGCAGUUUCAACACCUGGACCAGCAGAACCAGCAGACCUUCGAGGCCAAAGACCUGGAGCUCCUUAUAGAAACGGCCACGCGUGAUCUGGAGAGCUAUGACUCGGCCCGUCACGAGGAAUUCAAACGCUAUGAGAUGCUGAAGGAGCACGAGAGGAGAGAAUACCUGCGGAGUCUGGACCAGGAGAAGAGAGAGAGCGAGGAGAAGAGGGAGGAGGAGAGGAGGCAGAGACACAAGGAGCACCCCAAAAUCAACGUGCCCGGAAGCAGGGAUCAGUUGAAGAAGGUUUGGGAGGAGACUGAUGGGCUGGAUCCCCAAGAAUUCAACCCCAAAACAUUCUUCAAACUGCACGAUUCAAAUGGAGAUGGUGUUUUGGAUGAACAAGAAUUAGAAGCUCUCUUCACCAAAGAGUUGGAGAAAGUCUACGAUCCUAAGAAUGAAGAAGAUGACAUGACAGAGAUGGAGGAGGAGAGGCUGAGAAUGAGGGAGCAUGUCAUGAGAAAUGUGGAUGCGAACCGCGAUCGACUCGUCACCCUGGAAGAAUUCCUGAAAUCCACAGAGCGAAAAGACUUUGCCAAUACUGACGAAUGGAAGACUGUGGAUGAAAAGCCUGUGUAUACGGAGGAGGAGCUAAGGCAGUUUGAGGCGGAGCUUAUGGCUCAGGAGGCGGAGCUUGGGAAGAGGGCGGAGGAACUGAAGAGAGAGCAUGAAGAACUGAAAGAGAGAGAGAGAGAGCUGGAGCUACAGAAGAGAGAGUACCAGCAGGCAGUAAUCCAGAUGGCUCAGAGACAGAAGGCCCCUCAGGCAGCUGAAGGGCAGCCUCCCUCGGGUCCUAACGGAGAGCUGCAGUUCCACGGCGAAAACAAGGGGGCAGCAGAGAAUUCUCUCCCAGUUGAAGACAGGAAACCAGUUCAAGCCGCACCAGUAGCUGAUGGCAACCCAGCUCCAGCUGAGCCUCCCCAGAACCAACCAGAACAGACCCCCUAAACCAAUCAGCGCUGCCCCCCCC